AUGAAACAGGAACGGGAAAGAGCGAAAGAUAACAUCCCGCAACCACCUCCACACCAUCCAUCUCGGCAUCAACAGCCAAUGCUGAAUGGAUCCUCAUCUAUUAAUAAUGUAGAUCAUCACCAUACAAUCACAAAUUCGCCAACACAAAUGGUAAAUCAUUCAGAACCUCCUCCACCUAGUCAAGUAAAUGGUGGUCCCACCAUGUAUGGAAGCGGAUCACGUAUGGAAACAUAUCUUGCCCCUCCUGCCGCAGUGAAUCCAACUGUAUAUUCUCCACAUAAUGAGUCGGCAGUUCAUCGCCGAGCUUCAGAGCCUGUGCAACCACAAAAUUCUAACCCGAUUCCCGUAGCGACACGUGGUCACAGUUAUUCUUCACAUCACCAAAUAAAUAACAAUCCACCGCAAUCAUCUAAUGUUUUGCCGCAACAAGUGCCUCCACCGCCACUUCCACCUUCAAAUUCACGUCAUCAAAAUAUUCAUUCGCGCAAUUCAUCUCCAAAUUUACAUCCAAUUAAUUCACCUUCGGCUCAUCCAAGUAGAACUCACACAAUGUCGGAAAUUCGAGCUGCGAUGCCAGAACCUCUCAGCAAUAAUAGACAAUCAACAGCAGGUGGUGGUCAUAUAAAUCAAUCACCAUCAUCAUCACAUGGACCUUAUAAUAUUUCACAUGGAGCUCCACCUCAUUCUUCAUAUAACAAAACAGGUGGAUCAUCAUCAAUACCUCACUCACCUUCUAUGGGUCCAGUUAUAACACCGAGGGCUCCGCCGUCAGUUCAAACGAAUCAUUAUCAACCACCACCACCGUCACAACCAUCUAGUAAUGGCACUCCACGUCUGCCUUCUGUUGGGUUAUCAUCGCAUCAUCAUCCACAUCUUUCAGAGACCGGUGUAAAUGGAAAUCCACCACAACCAUCACCAAUUGGAAUGUCAAGAGAACCCUAUCUUCGAGAUCAAGCUGGAUAUGUGGGGAAUGGACAUCCAUCACACCAUCUUUCUCCUAAUAUUCCACAUCCAGGUCCGCCGGUUGGAGCUGGUGUAGGACCAGGAAAUGGUCCAAUUCAAAGAGGAGGCGGUGGUCCAAAUGCAUAUUACCAUUAA
Molecule: messenger RNA, 1098 nt
Organism: Ambispora leptoticha
Lineage: Eukaryota; Fungi; Glomeromycota; Glomeromycetes; Archaeosporales; Ambisporaceae
Source: the annotation of a GenBank genome assembly